Molecule: messenger RNA, 1639 nt
Organism: Helobdella robusta
Lineage: Eukaryota; Metazoa; Annelida; Clitellata; Rhynchobdellida; Glossiphoniidae
Exons: 4
Coding region: 106-1089 (327 amino acids)
Cellular component (GO): cytosol
Molecular function (GO): aldose reductase (NADPH) activity
Source: RefSeq, a predicted model, not a curated record
GUCACCGAUAUUUUUAAUUUAAUCAUAGAUUCCUUCGUCUAUUGCGUGUUGACCUUUGGUUUGUGAGCAUAAAUAAACAGAUUUAUUUAGGUCAUCUUUACUGAAAUGACAGAUUACGUAUCUUCCCCGUCGGGCUUUCGAAUGCCAGCAGUCGGUCUGGGCACCUGGCAGGCUAAGCCGAAUGAAAUCGGUGAAGCAGUGGUGAAUGCAAUCAGGGCUGGUUACAAACUGAUCGACUGUGCGCCGGUCUACGGCAACGAAAGUGAAAUCGGAUGCGCCAUCAAACGCUGUAUUGAGGAGUUGAAGAUCAUUAAGCGUGAAGACCUCUUUGUUACCAGCAAGUUAUGGAGCACUAAACACAAUCCCCAAGACGUGGAGCCGGCCUUGAAGGAAUCGCUGAAAAACUUAAAGCUGGAUUACCUGGACUUGUACCUCAUUCACUGGCCUUUUGCUCUCAAAACAUGCGAUGAAGUAUUUCCCACUAACCCCGAUGGUAGUUUGAGUUUUGUUUAUGUUGACUACAAAGAAACAUGGAAGGCUAUGGAGUGUUGUGUAAGAAAGGGGCUGGUUCGUAACAUUGGUUUGUCUAAUUUCAACAGCCAGCAAAUAACUGAAAUUCUUAACGUGGCUACUAUUGAACCGGUUAAUUUGCAAAUUGAAAUUCAUCCAUACCUGCAACAAAGCAAACUCGUUGAUUUUUGCCGCCAGCACAAAAUGACAGUAACUUCCUACAGCAGCUUUGCAUCUCCACAAAAACCAUGGGAUGAUAAUAAAAACGGUCCAAUUAACAUAUUCCAGGAGCCCAUAUUGCAAAAAAUAGCGGCCAGUCACAAGAAGACAGUAGCUCAAGUCGUUCUGAGGUGGUUAAACGAAAGGAAGAUAGCUGUUGUGCCCAAGAGUGUCACCCCAUCAAGAAUCUUAGAAAAUAAUCAAAUUUUUGACUUUUGUUUGACGGAUGAAGAAAUGAAGCAGGUAAGCUCUUUGAACAGAGACUUGAGAGUGAUAAUUCCUAUUGUGGUUGACAAGGAUGGCAAAAAGAUAAAUUGGUUUGCGAGCUCCCCCCAGUUUCCAUUCAACGUUGAGUUUUGAAGCACCAGUAGAUGGGUCAGACAAUUAACAUUCGUAACAUCAAUUGGAUGCUCAUUUAAAUUAGCUCGAACCAAUUAUUACAAUUAUCAUUUAUAACCAAUUAUUCAGUUAUUAUAUUUGAAAAAUGAUUCAAGUUUUAGCUUUUUAUAUCUACCUGUUUUUUUAAAUCAAAGUUUAUUAUUUACAUAAUUUAUUAAUCAGCUUCAUAACAAUAAGAUUUUGCGACAUUUUUGUGAUGAUACGUUUUUUUCAACAAGAAAAUCAGUGCUGGAUUUAUUUUUGAAAGGCCCAAAAAUUAUCCUACCGUUUAAUAGGAUUUAAUAGGAUUUAGCAAAGUUUUCAGCAUAUUCAUUAUUAAAAUUUUUUAGCACGUCGUUUCUUAAAAUAUAAUCAGCUUCUUUACCAGGAUUUUCAAAUAUCGGAAUUUUAAGUGUCUUUGAAAAUGGUAUUUGUUGGUUUGUCCUAUGUAUAUAGAAUUUGCCAAGGCUUACAAUCUUUGUCAUUGAUAUUUUCAAGUGUUUUUAUAUAAAUGUUAUAUCCCUGAUCAUUA